UUGUCGGCCAACCGCCAAUAAAACUGGAGAAGAAGAAGCUGCAGCGUCAGCAUCAGCAGAAGAAGAACCGGAGCAGCAGCCACAGUGACAGCUCUUUACGUCAGAGCGGACAAACGCAGCGUUAAAGAGUGAAAUCUGACGCUUCCGGAACCAUGAGUCGAAGCUACAACGAUGAGCUGCAGUUUCUGGAUAAAAUCAGCUCCAACUGCUGGAGGAUCAAACACGGCUUCGUCCCCAACAUGCAGGUGGAAGGAGUUUUCUACGUGAACGAUUCUCUGGAGAAGUUGAUGUUUGAGGAGCUUCGUAAUGCCUGUCGAGGAGGAGGUUUUGGGGGGUUUCUUCCGGCCAUGAAGCAAAUCGGGAAUGUGGCGGCGCUGCCGGGGAUCGUGCACAAAUCCAUCGGCCUCCCGGACGUCCACUCCGGGUACGGGUUCGCAAUAGGAAACAUGGCGGCCUUCGACAUGAACGACCCCAACGCCGUCGUGUCUCCAGGUGGCGUGGGUUUUGACAUAAACUGCGGCGUUCGCCUGCUGAGGACAAACCUGGACGAGAGCGACGUCCAGCCGGUGAAGGAGCAGCUCGCGCAGUCGCUGUUCGACCACAUCCCGGUGGGAGUCGGCUCCAAGGGUGUCAUCCCGAUGGGAGCCAAGGACCUGGAGGAGGCCCUGGAGAUGGGGGUGGACUGGUCUCUGAGGGAGGGCUACGCCUGGGCUGAGGAUAAGGAGCACUGCGAGGAGUACGGCCGGAUGCUGCAGGCCGAUCCCAACAAGGUGUCCUCCAAGGCCAAGAAGAGAGGCCUGCCACAGCUCGGCACCCUGGGAGCAGGAAACCAUUACGCCGAGAUCCAGGUGGUGGAUGAGAUCUACAACGACUACGCCGCCAAGAAGAUGGGCAUCGACCACAAAGGUCAGGUGUGCGUGAUGAUCCACAGCGGCAGCCGAGGCCUCGGACAUCAGGUCGCCACAGAUGCUCUGGUCGCCAUGGAGAAGGCGAUGAAGCGUGACAAAAUCACAGUGAACGACCGUCAGCUGGCCUGCGCCCGCAUCACCUCACCGGAGGGACAGGAUUACCUGAAGGGCAUGGCGGCCGCAGGAAACUACGCCUGGGUCAACCGCUCCUCCAUGACCUUCCUCACCAGACAGGCCUUCUCCAAAGUGUUCGGUACGACGCCGGAUGACCUUGACAUGCAUGUCAUCUACGACGUCUCCCACAACAUCGCCAAAGUGGAGGAGCAUAUGGUGGACGGGAAGCAGAGGACGCUGCUCGUCCACCGCAAAGGAUCCACGCGAGCCUUCCCCCCUCACCACCCCCUCAUCCCCGUCGACUACCAGCUCACAGGUCAGCCGGUGCUCAUCGGGGGGACGAUGGGGACCUGCAGCUACGUCCUGACGGGGACCGAGCAGGGCAUGACGGAGACGUUCGGGACCACCUGCCACGGAGCGGGCCGCGCGCUCUCUCGAGCAAAGUCCCGCAGGAACCUGGACUUCCAGGACGUCCUGGACAAACUGGCCGACAUGGGCAUCGCCAUCCGAGUGGCGUCACCCAAACUGGUGAUGGAGGAGGCUCCUGAAUCGUACAAAAACGUGACGGACGUGGUGAACACGUGUCACGACGCUGGCAUCAGCAAGAAGGCGAUCAAACUGAGACCGAUCGCCGUCAUUAAAGGCUGAGAGUCAGAGACAGUUUACUGAUGAUGGACGUUAAACCUGACUGUUUGUUUCAAGGGAAUUUAAGUUGAAGGAUUAAAAAAAAAAAAAAAAAAAGUUUUUGUUUUGAUGCCAAAUAAAGCCGAUCGUGCCAGAGCGGAGGUCAUAGUUCAACUCUCAGGACUGAAGAUCUCUGCAGUUUCCUGUUUCAUGGGUUCAGGCUGCCGUGCUUCCUGCAGCGAUUUAAAAAGAAGAAACGAGCAAAUUCCCUCCACGUUCUGCACGACCCGAGUCCCAGAGGGGGAUCGGGAUCUGGAGAAGUUUGAGGUUGAAAAGAGCAACAAAUCCAGGAAAAAAAAUUCAUGCCUUGAACUGUUCAACAAACUCAAUGAAACCCUGCUGGCUGAGGACACCCCAACAAACAUCUUUAAGCUGAAUAAUAAUUUCUGUUAUUUAGUGUCCAUAAAAUGAUCAUCAAAUAAAGAAGAAAGCAUGAAGUGAGCAGGUGCCGUCUUUACCUUUUGAUUAUCACAGUAAGAAAAAGGAGAAAAAGCUUUUAUCCACAGCGGCGAGAGACGGAGGAAAGACAUGCAGGCAAACUGGUGACAGGCCAGGACUCGAACCUGCACCACCCACACCACAGGGUAUGUAUGUGGUUGCCUGCUUCACCUGAGCCACCUGGGUUCCCGAUGGAGCUGCAUUUUUUAAAAUUAACCACCAUCAAUCUGAUUUUUAAAAAAAAAAAAGAAAAAAAACUUAAUUUGUUUGUGCAUUAAUGUAUUUUCUCUAGUUUAAACUCCCCAAAUAUUAAGUAUACAGCAGUGGGUCUGCCUGAAUGGCUUCAUACAGUUGGUAAUUAAUACUGUUGAUUUUUUUUCGUUGGUCGUUAACCAACUUUAAAAUGUUUGGUUAUAGUGGCAUGAAUAUACUUCCAUAUUAAAUAAAUCAGUUUUGCUUUAAUAAAAUCUGUGAAUUUGUUUGAUUGUGUUUAAUCUGUUUUCAUCCUGAUAUCUAAAUAAAGAAGCGGCAGGAAGAUGAUCAGUAAACACUUUAUUGGUUUUAACAGCGGCUCAAACAGAAGGUUCAAAAA
This is a messenger RNA of Archocentrus centrarchus (flier cichlid), 2736 nucleotides long. RefSeq names its product RNA 2',3'-cyclic phosphate and 5'-OH ligase (gene rtcb). Gene Ontology annotation, biological process: tRNA splicing, via endonucleolytic cleavage and ligation. Gene Ontology annotation, cellular component: tRNA-splicing ligase complex; nucleus. The coding region runs from base 153 to 1670 and encodes 505 amino acids. Lineage: Eukaryota; Metazoa; Chordata; Actinopteri; Cichliformes; Cichlidae. Gene Ontology annotation, molecular function: RNA ligase (ATP) activity; RNA ligase (GTP) activity. The record is from RefSeq and is a predicted model, not a curated record. The transcript is spliced from 12 exons.